Molecule: messenger RNA, 1943 nt
Organism: Drosophila kikkawai
Lineage: Eukaryota; Metazoa; Arthropoda; Insecta; Diptera; Drosophilidae
Biological process (GO): lipid catabolic process
Molecular function (GO): lipase activity
Source: RefSeq, a predicted model, not a curated record
UCCGAAACUUCAACUUCCACGAUGAGAUUGUGCUUCCUUGUGCUGCUGGCCUGCGUGAUAGCAGCCAGCGCCUGGCCCGUUGACCAACAUGCGCUGCGAGUCCCAGGCGUCAACGGCUGGUUUGUGCCGCAGAAGCAAGGCGGCCUAAGGUGGGUCAACAGGGCGGAUGCCGAGCGUCAGUUGGCCUUCUACGAGGGUCAGGAACAAUUGGAAGGCCGUCUGUCCACCAACACCGUCAAGUUCUAUCUGUACACUCAGAAAAACCCCAGCACGGGACAGGAGAUCAAGGCCACCAAGUCCUCCAUUGAUGCCUCCUACUUUAACCCCCAAAACCCCACAAGGAUCACUAUUCACGGCUGGAACUCCAACUACAAGGAUGGCGUGAACACCAGGAUUGCCGACGCUUGGUUCCAGUACGGAGACUAUAACAUGAUCGCCGUGGACUGGUCCCGCGGCCGUUCUCUGGAAUACGCCACCUCGGUGGCCGGUGCCCCGGGUGCUGGCAAGAAAGUGGCCGCCCUUUUGGACUUCCUGGUCACCGGUUACGGCAUGUCCCUGGAUACCCUCGAAAUUGUGGGCUUCAGUCUGGGCGCCCAUGUGGCCGGACACACGGGCAAGCAACUGACCACCGGAAAGGCGGGCAAGAUCGUGGGAUUGGACCCCGCCUCUCCCCUGAUAAGCUACUCCAAGUCGGAGAAGCGUUUGUCCAGCGACGAUGCCAAUUACGUGGAGUCCAUCCAGACGAACGGCGCGAUCCUGGGAUUCACCCAGCCCAUCGGCAAGGCAGCCUUUUACAUGAACGGUGGUAGAUCGCAGCCCGGAUGCGGAAUCGAUGUCACCGGCAGCUGCUCCCACACCCGUGCUGUUCUCUACUAUGUGGAGGCUCUCCUGUGGAACAACUUCCCCUCGAAAUCCUGCGAGACUUACCAGGAGGCCAAUAAGAACGCCUGUGGAGAUAGGUUCAGCUCCAUCGCCAUGGGUGCUUCUGUGAACACCUUUGUGGCCGAAGGUAUCUUCUACGUCCCUGUAAACAAGGUUUCUCCUUAUGGAUAUGGAGAAGUUCAUACUGGAGGCGAAGAGACCACCGCUGCUCCAGUUGGUUCUACCACCACUGAAGGUCCGGAAGAGGUUUCCACAACAACUGCUGCACCCACUGAUGCUCCUACGACUACUGCCAAGCCCACGGAGGUGCCCACAACUACUGCCGCACCAGAGGAGGAUUCGACAACCGGGGAACCUGAGGAGGUUUCCACAACGGCUGCUGCUCCCACUGAAAUUCCAUCGACCACGGCUAAACCUACUGAGUUGCCGACAGCUACGACUCCCGGAGAUGGAGAGGAUGACACUACUUCAGCCCCUGAGGAUGUUUCUACCACCGAAGAACCCGAAGAGAUUUCUACCACUGCUGUUCCCACUACGACUGCCAAGCCCACCGAGAUUCCAACAACAACUUCUAGACCCACUGAGGUUCCUUCAACUACUGCUUCUCCAGAGGAAGAUACCACUGCUACUCCCGAGGAAGAUACUACAGCCGUUCCAGAAGAUGACUCUACUGCUUCUCCAGAGGAAGACACCACUGCUGCUCCAGAGGAAGAUACCACUACUGUUCCUGAGGAUGACACCACCGUUGCCCCAGAGGAGGACACGACAACUGGAAAACCCCAAGAGGUCACCACAACAACAGCCAUUCCCACAGUUCCAACCAGCACUACUGAUGUGCCUACAACAACCACGGAAGUUCCCAACACCACCUGGUUCCCAAUUGUGACCCCCACACUCCCACCCAACGUCGACGACAGCUCGAAGCCGGGCAGCACCAAGAACAUCUUCAUCUUCAAUGUGUUCCUAGUUAACGUCAAAGUUAGCAAGUAAUAGUUCCGAGUUGUGAAACUCCCCCUAAAGGGGCGUGGAUAAGUUUGCAAUAAAAUCAAAACAAUAUCGCA